UGGUGCAGACGAGCUACAUUCUACAGAGCAACGUUUAACAGGAACAUGGGGAUUUUACCUUUACCGGGAUUUAUGACAUGUGCGAAUAAAAAAUCUGUAGAUCUCAAUAAUGAAGUCAAUGAAGCUAACAAUGAUGGAGAACCAGAACGGGAGAUGUGGCCUAGAAAAGCUGACUAUCUGCUGUCUGUUGUGGGAUAUGCAGUGGGACUUGGCAAUGUCUGGAGAUUCCCCUACCUUGCUUUUAAAAAUGGAGGAGGAGCCUUCCUAAUCCCUUUUAUAAUCAUGCUGGCAUUUGCUGGUUUGCCCAUGUGUUUUUUGGAAUGUUCACUCGGACAAUUUGCCAGUCUGGGUCCUGUUGCGAUAUGGAGGAUUGUGCCACUCUUCCAAGGUAUUGGAGUAACAAGUGUCCUCAUAUCAGCAAUGGUAUCUAUUUACUACAAUGUUAUUGUUGCCUACAGUCUAUAUUAUUUAUUUGCCUCAUUUACGAGUUACCUGCCAUGGGCGGAGUGUUCAAACUGGUCAGACAGUAGGUGUCGUAAUGAAAUAUCAGGAUUAUGCAAUGUAACAUUGGACAAUGCAACAAUAAUGGUAAAUGUGUCAUGGGUAAAAGACAACAAUCUCACCUGCAUCGCUGACAACAAUACUGAACUUCCAAGCAAACAGUACUGGGAAAAAGUGACCCUGCAACUAUCUGGUAGCCUUGAUGAGACAGGGCAUGUGGUUUGGUACCUUGCUCUUUGCCUGCUCCUGGCAUGGAUCAUAGCUUUUGCCGCACUAUGUAAAGGCAUAAUGUCUUCAGGAAAGGUGGUGUACUUCACAGCCUUGUUCCCCUAUGUUGUCUUAAUUAUCCUCCUUGUCCGUGGAGUCACACUGGAGGGGGCUAGGGAUGGAAUCGAAUAUUAUAUUGGGCAACAGUCUGACAUCAGCAAGCUCAGCAAUGGAGAAGUCUGGAGAGAUGCUGCUACCCAAAUAUUUUAUUCCCUUUCAGUAGCCUGGGGGGGACUGUUUGCUCUUUCAUCUUACAAUAAAUUCAAUAACAACUGUUACCUGGACGCCAUUGUGGUCUGCGUAAUAAACUGCCUUACCAGCAUCCUUGCAGGAUUUGCCAUCUUCUCCAUCUUGGGGCACAUGGCUUCAGUGUCAGGGAAAAAAGUCUCAGAAGUAGUUGAUGAAGGAUUCGGCCUGGCAUUUAUUGCUUAUCCUGAUGCACUGACAAAAUUGCCAAUAUCUCCACUCUGGUCCAUUUUGUUUUUCUUCAUGCUUUUGGCGUUAGGACUUGACUCACAGUUUGCUUUGAUAGAAACUAUUACAACAGCCAUACAGGAUGCAUUUCCCAAAAUAAUGAAGAAAAUGCGUAUUCUGGUCACGGCGGCGGUCUGUGUAUUUUUAUUCCUACUCGGUAUCCCAUGCGUCACCCAGGCUGGAAUUUACUGGGUUAUUCUUAUUGAUUCCUUUUGUGGGGGAUGGUCCAUUUUAUUUGCCGCAGUAUUGGAAUUAGUGGCACUAAUAUGGAUUUACGGUGGCAAUAGGGUAAUCUUGGAUAUAGAAAUGAUGAUUGGUAAGAAGCACUGGAUCUUCUGGUUGUGGUGGAGAGCCUGCUGGUAUUUUGUGUCUCCUGUGCUCUUAGCUGUGAUUUUGGUUUGGUCACUGGUAACAUUUGAAGCCCCCCAAAAUAAUGGUGUUAAUUAUCCUAAAUGGGGAGUAACUCUGGGAUUCCUCAUGGUUGUCUUCUGCCUCAUAUGGAUUCCUAUUGUAGCAGUUGUCAAGAUAAUCCAAGCUGAAGGAAAUAUUUUCCAGCGUAUUGUGAGUUGUUGUAGACCAGCUGAAAACUGGGGUCCGGCCUUUCCAAAAAAUCGUGGUGAGAGGUAUCAACAUAUAAAGGAUGAAAGGGUGAAGAAUGAAGACAAUGGGAUGGAAAUUACAGAUAGAAAAGGGAUCGAGCGAUACACACAAAUUAAUGAAGAGCCUGUGAAGCAGGAAGACAAAGAGCUGGAGACUCCAGACAUGAAAGGAUUUGAUAACCCAUCAUUUCAGAGUGAAUGAAGAUACUACAUGUUUGCUUUUACUUUCAUUAUUUUUCUUAUCCAUAAUAAUACAUUAAACGGA
This is a messenger RNA of Bufo bufo (common toad), 2106 nucleotides long. RefSeq names its product sodium- and chloride-dependent neutral and basic amino acid transporter B(0+)-like. The record is from RefSeq and is a predicted model, not a curated record. The transcript is spliced from 14 exons. Gene Ontology annotation, cellular component: membrane. NCBI's taxonomy places the organism in Eukaryota, Metazoa, Chordata, Amphibia, Anura, Bufonidae. Gene Ontology annotation, molecular function: L-proline transmembrane transporter activity. The coding region runs from base 46 to 2043 and encodes 665 amino acids. Gene Ontology annotation, biological process: sodium ion transmembrane transport.